Molecule: messenger RNA, 1524 nt
Organism: Symbiodinium sp. CCMP2592
Lineage: Eukaryota; Dinophyceae; Suessiales; Symbiodiniaceae
Source: the annotation of a GenBank genome assembly
AUGUCGCAACAGUCCUUGGACGAGUACAGAACAGCUCGAGCUGGAGUUCUACAGCAGCCUCAGCUCGCCCAUCAGGAGCUCUUCUUCAUGGAGCAGCGCAACAACAAGCGCGGACCGCUUAGCCCAACAGUCAGUGGACUGACCACACCGCAGGAGCCGGCAGGGGCCGCUAUUCCCACCGCAGCGCCAGCGGCGCAGGAAGCUACAUUGAUUCAGCCGGUUUUUCUGGAGGAUCAAACAGCUCUGCAAGCAGUGGCGGCAGAUUUUGGUGUCAAUGCCAACGACCCGGCAGCGGUUGAGCAGUUCUACAACACCCCGGUCCAGACCGCAGGAGAAGUGAUGAAGCUUGUCAGAGGAUACCAUAAAAGGAUCAUCAGGCCGGAGGUCCUGGGCAUGAUCGCUCAGCUUGAGAACGCCGUUCGCAAAGUCAACGAUUCUGUGUUUCAGUGUCAGCAAGAGCUCCAAUUUAUGGUCACGGAGAACCGCUCUAUCCAGAAACAUAUUCCAGAAAUCGUCCAGUACUUGCAGAACCGUGGACAGCUCGAUGCACAGUAUGACCCGGACACGAUCACACCGCAAUUCUGGCUGAACGUGCUGCAGAACGAUCCGACAACAGUACCACAAGCUGGAGGCUUUUACAGCGGUAUGACGUUGCUCACCUUUCGCUCCUGGGAGCUCCGCUCAGCUUUCUUGAAGAAGUAUGGGGGACAGAGCGGCCUGCCACUUUAUGUGGAUGCCAAUACCCCCCAACCUGGAAAGCAUAUCCGGACGUCUCCCUGCACACCGCAAUGGCAACGUAAGUUAGAGUCGCCAUUGAGAGUUUUAAUCGCGUCGAUUAACGCCCAUCCGGACACUCAAGGGCAGCAGAUCGUUAUCUUGUGGAAAACCUUAACGAUCAUGCAGCCUACUGAGGACCGGGACUUUAGACCAGACCGCCUGGCAUGGGCGAGGUUGUGGUACGAGGAGCAGGGUGGCUCUUUUGCUGCUCGCCUCGAGGUCCACACCGACUUUGCAAAGAUCCUCCUGGGCCCGCCAAGAGACGCCAGCUCAGGGGAGGAGUCUCUUUGGAAUGAGAUGUGGAACUCUGUUAUGUGGGGUUCCCAAAUGGAGUUGGACAGAGCCGAGAAAGAAGCCUACAAUGCGGCAAAGCUGCAGAGCCAGACCUCCGGCAAAGGCGUGAAUUUUGGAAAGGGCCGCAAACACUGGUCCCAGGCUUUGCUCCACAACUCCUCGUACAGCCCGUACCCUUUUAAUCUGCAUUUCACAGGCACGGACCACAUCGCAUAUGUGUGGGACGAGUAUUGUGAUAAGUGUGGGCAGCCGGGAGAGAAAGUAGGCAGCUACGAAGUGGCCACCUACGGCGGUAAACCGGCUCACACCGCAGAAUCCACAACGGAUGCGGACAUGUUGGAUCCUGGUUUUGGCGACUCGUCUGCUUCGGCCAAUCAGGCGCCGAUCUUUGCUCCGAAAGCUGCGAACAAAGGCAAGGGCAGAGGUGGAAAGACCAAAACGCCCGGCAGCUGA